Tachyglossus aculeatus (Australian echidna) is the source of this 1351-nucleotide messenger RNA. RefSeq names its product E2F transcription factor 4 (gene E2F4). Gene Ontology annotation, molecular function: RNA polymerase II cis-regulatory region sequence-specific DNA binding; DNA-binding transcription factor activity, RNA polymerase II-specific; protein dimerization activity. NCBI's taxonomy places the organism in Eukaryota, Metazoa, Chordata, Mammalia, Monotremata, Tachyglossidae. The record is from RefSeq and is a predicted model, not a curated record. Gene Ontology annotation, biological process: regulation of transcription by RNA polymerase II. Gene Ontology annotation, cellular component: RNA polymerase II transcription regulator complex.
GCGAUGGCGGAGCCCGGGUCGCAGGCCCCGCCGCCCCCGCCGCCGGGGACCCCCAGCCGCCAUGAGAAGAGCUUAGGGCUGCUCACCACCAAGUUCGUGUCUCUGCUGCAGGAGGCCAAGGACGGGGUGCUCGACCUCAAGCUGGCGGCGGACACCUUGGCCGUGCGGCAGAAACGACGAAUCUACGACAUCACCAAUGUGCUGGAAGGGAUCGGACUGAUUGAGAAGAAGUCAAAGAACAGCAUCCAGUGGAAGGGCGUGGGGCCUGGCUGUAACACCCGGGAGAUCGCAGACAAGCUCAUCGAAUUGAAGGCCGAGAUCGAGGACCUGCAGAAGAGGGAGCAGGAGCUGGACCAGCACAAGAUCUGGGUUCAGCAGAGCAUCCGGAACGUUACCGAAGAUGUGCAGAACAACCACUUAGCCUAUGUGACCCACGAGGAUAUCUGUAGGUGCUUCUCAGGAGACACGCUUCUGGCUAUCCGAGCCCCAUUGGGGACCAGCUUGGAGGUGCCCAUCCCGGAGGGCCCGAAUGGGCAGAAGAAAUAUCAGAUCCACUUGAAGAGCACCACUGGGCCCAUUGAAGUGCUACUGGUCAACAAGGAUGCCUGGAGCUCCCCACCUGUCGUGGUGCCCGUGCCCCCCCCAGAUGACCUCGUCCAGUGCCAGCCUGUGGCCGUCCCUUCCCCCCCACCCCAGCCGGCCAUCCCCCCAGAUCAGGAGGCUGCAGUUCCCGGUGGCGCCCGGCCCUCCACCCCCACGGCCACCAGCACCCAGGUCCACGGUGCUGCUGGCCAAGCGACAGCGGGCACAGAGUGCAGCGGCUCCGGGGCCGAUGCCAAGGAUGGGAGCACACUCACCCCUCUGGAUCCGCAGCCUUUGGAAUCGUCUGCCUCACUGGACAGCAGCUCUGCCCUGCCCCACCCAUCUACCUCCUUUGAACCUAUCAAACCGGAUCCCACAGACAUACUGGAACUCCCCAAAGAGCUGUCGGAGAUGUUUGAUCCAACCAGAGAAUGCAUGAGUUCUGAUCUGCUGGAGGAACUGAUGUCCUCAGAAGUAUUUGCUCCUCUGCUCCGCCUCUCCCCGCCCCCCGGAGACCACGACUAUGUCUACAACCUAGAUGAGAAUGAGGGGGUCUGCGACCUCUUCGAUGUGCCCGUCCUCAACCUCUGACUCCAGCCUGCUGGGGCUGCGUGAGCACAAACUGUUUGACCUGGAGAAAGGGCCCACCCCCUACCCAGCCUGUGCCUCCCCCAACCUCCCACCCCGGCUGGCUACACUGAAGGGCCUGAAACCAGAGUCACAGACUGAUGCCAGCUCAGCAGGUCCUCUGACCUCUCCUUUCCCUCCC